UGUUCUUCCUGUUUUUCGUUGUCAAAUUUCUUCUGUCUUCUUAGCUUUCCAACGCUUAAAAAACUUCUUUCUUUAAUUUGUUUCACAUAAUUUUUAGAGCUUCUACGAUCAUCUUUCAUGCCUUCGAAAGCAAGCAAUAAUGCAGGAAACCGAUCCUUGCCAAAAUUCGGAGAAUGGGACGUGAACGAUCCUCAAUCAGCUGAAGGUUUUACAUUAAUCUUUAACACAGCCAGAGAUCAAAAGAAAAAUGAUAAGACUAAUGCUGGCGCUUCAGGCACUAAUCAAAGUCCUAAUCAGAACAACCAAGGCAAGCAAAAGCAAAAGCAAAAGCAGCAACAAAAUCAGAAUAAUCAGCAACAUACUUCGGUGAAGCAUAAAUGGUUAAGUUGCAUAUUUGGUAAAUAAUGUUGGUGUACUGGUUUUGCUUCCACAUUGUAAUAGAAGGUGGCAUGUUAAUGUGAGAUUUAUAAUUGUUUUGCUAAGAUUUAAGCAAUUGUACGACCGAAAUGUUGUGAAGUAAUGAAGCUUUUUAAACAAUCUUCUGCUCUUAGAAUUUAUAUGGUUUUUGAGAAUUUUGUGGGAAAUCGGCGAUACUUUUCAUUUCCUAAGGUAGUACAAGGAUCAAGGUACGAGUUCAAUCCUUAUGGAGAGUAACGACUGGCCAGUUGAGUUAAGUGAAUGGGAGACGAUGUUGGGUUGACGCCCAGGAGAAUGAACGAUUUUUUUUUACUACUGUAGUAGAAGUGUAGAACACAGCACUGCCUCAGUCCAUAACUAACUUGAAAUUAAUGGUAAUGAUUUAUGAUGAAACUGCAACAAAUCAUUUACUUUAUAUAUUAUAUUCAUCAUCGGGUAGAAAUUAGCUUGUUUUUGAAAUAAGUGAUUAUAUUCAGGAUGACAUAAAACACCGAUGAACAUACUAAAACAGUUAAGACUUAAGAGCACCAGCAGGCAGCCAAUCUCCACACAAAUCAAGAUCGUAAGUCAGCCAGAUUUCUUUCUAAUCUACCUAUUG
Molecule: messenger RNA, 1015 nt
Organism: Chenopodium quinoa (quinoa)
Lineage: Eukaryota; Viridiplantae; Streptophyta; Magnoliopsida; Caryophyllales; Amaranthaceae
Product: RPM1-interacting protein 4-like
Exons: 3
Coding region: 118-405 (95 amino acids)
Source: RefSeq, a predicted model, not a curated record